AUGUCGACGUAUCCUGUGCUGAAUGAUCAGCCAAUUGAUCAGUGGAACUUCACGGAACUGAAGGAUGAGCUCUCUAGGAGGAACUUACCUACCGAUGGCUUGAAGGAUGAUCUUGUGAAAAGGCUCUUUGAGGAACUUCAGGGUGAUAUAUUUGGUGGAGACGGGCCAGUUGGUGGAUCUCCUCCCGAUGAUGAUCUCAAAGAGGACGAAGCCCCUGGUUCGGCUGAUGCAUCUGUUUGCCAGGCUGCGGUGGAACAAAAUGUUGAUGAAGGUCCUUCUCAGGUCGCAACCCUGGAAGGAUAUCCUGUUGGUUCUGUUACAGAGGCUAGUGAGGAAAGUGCCGAUGCUACUACAGAGGUUAUUCAGGAUGCUGUAGUUAGUACCGAAGAAGUUAGUCAGACAACUCUUGUUGCGGAGGCUAGUGAGAAAAAUGCCGAUGCUACUACAGAGGUUAUUCAGGAUGCUGUAGUUAGUACCGAAGAAGUUAGUCAGACAACUCUUGUUGCGGAGGUUAGUGAGAAAAGUGCCGAUGCUACUACAGAAGUCAGUCAGGAUGCUGUAGUUAGUACCGAAGAAGUUAGUCAGACAACUCUUGUUGCAGAGGCUAGUGAGAAAAGUGCCGAUGCUACUACAGAAGUUAGUCAGGAUGCUGUAGUUAGUAACGAAGAAGUUAGUCAGACAACUCUUGUUGCUGCUAUUGAAGUUAGUGAUGCUCCUCUUGUUGAUAUGGCAAAAGCUGAUGAAAUUUCUCCAAGUGGCGCAGUGGCAGCCAACGGAGAUCACCUAGAAUCAGCUCCAAGUGGCAGUAAUGUAGUGAAGGAAGCAUCUCCACAAGCUGAUCGCCAUAGUGAGAUUAUUGCAGAGAAGACUCCAGAAGAAGGCACCAUCAAGAAAGUGAUUGCUAAUUAUCUACCAUGUGAUGUUGCCAGUACUGAUGUCAAGUUGGAUGCAACUUCUGCUAAAGACAAGUUAGAUGCUGAUAUUGUAGAGCAAGAUGCAGUAUCAUCACUACCUGAUGCUAGUGCGUCACAUGUUGAUCCAUUGGAUGUUGAUGCUGUUGCAGCUGCACCAGGACAAAAUGCUGAGACUCUGAUUCCUGUGAUAGAUUUGAGUGAUAAUGCUUUGAUGAAUGGCAAGGACCUCGAAGAUUCUGGGCGCACAAACAGUACCUGCAAACCAACCGUGGCAGGGACAAAAGACCAGGUAACUGAGGCCAAUCCUGUUCCAGGUUCUCAAAUCAAGUGUGUUCUGAUUCCGCAUGACAAUAUAUCAACUAAUGUAAAAGGUGACCUGAAUGCUGACAAUUCUGAUUUGGAAAUAGAGGUUAAGAGGGAUAUGGUCAAACCACCAUGCAACAUUCCCUCCAUAGGUGAUGAUUUGCAGGCAUUGGACGAUGACAAAGAGUUGUCUAAGAAUGGGACCCCAUUGCAAGAAAUCGAAUCUAAAACCAAUAUGAUCUUGGACAAGAAAGAGGACAGUCCUGAUGGCGCUUUUCCUGAAAAACUAAAUUUAGACAGGAGCUCGAUGGAGGAGGAUGUGAUGGAAAGUAAGCAUGUCGAUACCAUUAUCAGAUCUGAUGAUCUUGGAGGAAAGACUGCGGUUACCUCAGACCAUGAAGAGGUAAAAGAGGUGAUCCUCUUUAAUACUGUUGCCAAUGAUUCAUCUGUGGAGACAAUGGAUAUUGUUCAUGAAGAGAAGCUAGUAACUUCAUCUGAAAAGAGGAAACUUGGAGACCAAGAAGUUGCUGCGGAUGACCCCAUCAAACGUCAGCGCCAUGUGGAUACUCCCAAAAUUCUUAAGCAACAAACAUCAAAACUAAGUAGCUCUGAUUCUCCAAAGGUUGUGGUUCGGCCUGCUCUAAAACAUUCUGUUGGCAGGUCUGAUUCAACAGCAAGUGGAGGUUCUCACAAAGAGCAGAUAGUGCCACUUCCUCAGAAGCCUGCAACAACUUCCUUGAGAGUUGAUCGAUUUGUGCGCCCAUUUACUUUGAAAGCUGUGCAAGAGCUUCUUGGUAGAACUGGAUCUGUUUGCAGCUUCUGGAUGGAUGAUAUCAAGACCCACUGCUAUGUUACAUACUCUUCAGUGGAUGAAGCUGUGGCUACCAGGAAUGCUGUUUACAGCCUCCAAUGGCCCCUAAACAAUGGCAGUUACUUAGCUGCCGAAUUUGUUGAUCCACUUGAGGUGAAGCUCAAAAUCGAACACCCUCCCCCACCGCCACCGCCUACCACCCUCAGCAAGGAUACAACUCCAAAUGCAGUAGCCUUCCAACAAGCGGAAGCUAACCAAACCAUGCUUCCCCAUGGCGCUGGUACCGCAUGGGGUCUGUCACCUACUCCACAGCCUCAUACAAAGUCAUAUCCCACAUCUAACCCCAGGCCGGAAAGGGAGGUGCUUCCACCUCCUCCAAAGCAACCGGAAACAACUAUCAAGACACUUGAUGAUCUCUUCAGGAGGACACAGGCGUCUCCGAUGAUCUACUACUUGCCCUUAUCGGAGGAGGAGGUGUCAGCCAAGCUCGCAGCACGCCGCAGGCGAAAUUGGAGACGGUAG
Triticum turgidum subsp. durum (durum wheat) is the source of this 2550-nucleotide messenger RNA. The record is from the annotation of a GenBank genome assembly. Lineage: Eukaryota; Viridiplantae; Streptophyta; Magnoliopsida; Poales; Poaceae.